Messenger RNA from Boleophthalmus pectinirostris (great blue-spotted mudskipper), 2216 nucleotides. It is a transcript of the gene elp4, whose product is annotated as elongator acetyltransferase complex subunit 4. NCBI's taxonomy places the organism in Eukaryota, Metazoa, Chordata, Actinopteri, Gobiiformes, Gobiidae. Gene Ontology annotation, biological process: tRNA wobble uridine modification. Gene Ontology annotation, cellular component: elongator holoenzyme complex; transcription elongation factor complex; cytoplasm. Bases 367 to 1344 code for a protein of 325 amino acids. The transcript has 9 exons. The record is from RefSeq and is a predicted model, not a curated record.
CAUUUUGUGAAUCAAUGUACGGUUGGUUUCAUCUGGUAAUGAGAGACACAGUAAAGGUGAAAUGCGUCUGUGCUCUCCUCUUGUGUUAGUCUCUGAAAGAGCGGCUUGUGUGUGUGUAUACCCACUUGGCUGUGCGCUGUUUGGUUGUGCGGGAGGUGUGAUGGCGAACCUGGGAGUGUGUGUUUGUUUGUGUUUGUUUCAGGCGCUCGUCCUACGGCCUGGCCCUUUAGACACGAUGGUCUCUUUGAGCGACGCAGACAUAAAAUUAUCAGUGGUCGCCUUUCUGCCUUUGAAGUGUCUGGAGCUGUCCAGGCUGAUUUGUCAACCCAUCAUUGCAAAGAGGAUUGCUUUGAUAGCUACUCCCGUAUGAUUUUAAAAUACUUUUUGGCUGAAGGAGUGGUGUGUCAACAUGAACUUUUCUUGGCAUCGGCUCAGGAUUCUCCAGAUGGCAUAUUACAGGAACUUCCAUCUCCCAUCGUGGAUGAUGUUGCUGUCCCUAGACCAGUGGAGCAACCGAGGCUGUCCUCUGAGCCUCAAGAGAGUUUGGAUGCAAUGAAGAUUGCAUGGCGCUAUCAGAAUCUUCCAAAAGUUCAGAGCACUCUUACAUCAUCAUCUCGGUUUGGCCACUAUUAUGAUGUAUCUAAGACAAUGGAAGCAGAAAUUCGCCAGGCAGCCAAGUGCCACCGCUUCUAUCUGCCUGAUCAUUUCAACCAGACAGCGCCAUCCCACAGUCCAACGCUGGAGUCCUACUCAGCUUUGCUGAAGUCACUUCAAGAGGUCAUUCAGAAGGAGGGCUUUGCAGUAGCGGCCUCAUCGGGAAAGUCAAGAAACAUCCUCCGCAUUGGACUUCAAUCCCUUGGCUCAUCUCUCUGGGGUGAUGACCUGUGUUGCUGUGACAAUCCAAAGCAUACCCACGCCCUCACAACCUUUCUUUAUGGUCUGCGAGCUUUGCUGAGGUCAUCACUGGCAGUGGCUGUAGUUACUAUGCCUUCACAUCUUAUUCAGAACAGAGCAUUAAUGGGCAGGAUAGCCAAGCUGUCCGACACCGUCAUUGCACUGGAAUCAUUCAAAGGCUCUGAGAGGGAGACCAACCCACUCUAUAAAGAUUACCAUGGUCUGCUGCAUGUACGACAAGUUCCUCAUCUAAACUGUUUGGCCAGUCAAUUCCCUGAUCACAAGGACCUGGCUUUUAAGCUCAAGAGAAAACAAUUCAGCAUUGAGAGACUGCAUUUGCCUCCUGACCUGUCUGAGACAGUGAGUCGCGUGAGCCGAGGGGAGGUGCCCGGAGUGGCCGUAGCAGCUUCAGCCUGUGGCUCCACCACAAACAAACACCUGGAUUUCUGAGAGGCCCUGGUUCUCUUCACUGUUUCAUCUAUUUCCACUUAAUGUCAAGUGGGACUUUACCACAACAUGGAGUGGGGACAAUACUAAGCACCCACGGGGUAUUUACAAUAAUCAGUGGACUUUAAACAAAUUGAACAGGGUGGAUUUUAUUCCUGAGGAUGUCAUAUUAUUAUAAAUGCAAUAUAGGGGUGGUUUUGCGCUACUCCGAAACAUGAAGAAUGUGGUUUAUUACAAAAAACAGUGCCGUUCUUCAAAAAAUAACUUUCUGUAAAUAAUAACUUUGUAUUAUCUCCCCUAGUUGAUUAUUAAGGCAACAUGAGGUGCUAUGUGAAGAAGUGGUGAAUGGUUUGUAUGGGACCCCUUUGCUUCGGGUUGGGACAGUGCUGUCCAUCUGACCCUGCACCUGUCCUAUUGAACCAGCUCCACUGAGCGGAGAGCGUGGGCAGAGGGAGAAAAGCUUGAUUUGGGUACAAGCUUCACACCUCAUCAAGCGUGUUUGCUGGAUGAGCUGCUUUGCUAUGACAAGCCCAAAAGAACAAAUUAGGUCAAGUGGUGACACUGACAAUUACAGAACAACAUAAAAUAAAAUUCUCUGUAUGUUUCAGUCUAGCUCUGGUGCCAGGUUGAAUAUAUUUGCCCGUAAAAGUAGCUGAAAUAGUAACUAUCUGCAGCACAUGGUUGAGAGAAAGCUAGUGUUACCUGACAGCUUUAUGCAUGAAUAGCUUGUAUUGGCUGUAUGAGCGAACGGGCAAUGCAGCACUUAUACAGGUGAACAACAGAAGCUGUUGUCUGUUUGUGUUGUGGGUAAACCCUGUUGAGACCACACAUUUUGAGUAUACUUUUGAAAAUAAACUUUUACGAACAUACUUGGA